UCCGCCUCCUCCUCCCGCCCCGGCCGCCGCCGCCGCCGCCUCCUUGCCGGCGCCCACCCCAGCAGCCGCCCGCCGGCUCGCCCGUGCAGCGGCGAUGCCCGGGAGCCCAAGCCCGGCGCCGGCCCCGGCCCCCGGCCCGCCGCAGCGUUAACCUCCGCGCUCCCCGGGCGCGCCGCCGCCGCUGACCUCGCGCUCGCAGCCGCGAUGGGCAACACGGUGCACAGGACCUUGCCAGACGCAAGCCCACCAGCACGCCUCCUGGCCACCCGGCCAUGCUGCGGCCCGGGUCCCGAGCGGCGACCAGUCCUGGGUGAAGCACCGCGUUUCCAUGCGCAGGCCAAGGGCAAGAACGUGCGGCUGGACGGCCACUCGCGCCGGGCCACGCGGCGCAACAGCUUCUGCAAUGGUGUUACAUUCACACAGCGGCCUAUCCGCCUGUACGAGCAGGUGCGGCUGCGCCUCGUGGCGGUUCGCCCGGGCUGGAGUGGCGCACUGCGCUUCGGUUUCACGGCGCAUGACCCGUCACUCAUGAGCGCCCAGGACAUCCCCAGGUAUGCCUGCCCCGACCUGGUGACGCGACCCGGCUACUGGGCCAAAGCGCUGCCCGAGAACCUGGCGCUGCGCGACACGGUGCUGGCCUACUGGGUGGACCGCCACGGCCGCGUCUUCUACAGCGUCAACGAUGGCGAACCCGUGCUCUUCCACUGCGGGGUGGCCGUGGGCGGCCCGCUGUGGGCACUCAUUGACGUCUACGGCAUCACGGACGAGGUGCAGCUACUUGAGAGCGGCUUCGCGGACACCAUGACGCCGGCGCGCCUCAGCCAGGCCCGCUUCAACGCCUGCCUGCCACCCAGUAGCCACGACGCCGCCAACUUCGAUAACAACGAGCUGGAGAACAACCAAGUGGUAGCCAAGCUGGGUCACCUGGCGCUGGGCCGCGCCCAGGGCCCACCGCCACCUCCAGCAGCAGCAGCAGCAGCAGCAGCAACCAGGACACCUGCUGAUGUGGCAGCCGCCGCCAUCCCGUGCGGGCCCCGCGAGCGCGCUCGGCCCGCUUCCUCGCCAGCGCUGCUGGAGACCGACCUGCGCUUCCACUCGACGCGCGGACCCGACGUGAGCCUGUCGGCCGAUCGCAAAGUGGCGUGUGCGCCAAGGCCCGACGGCGGUCGCACGCUCGUCUUCAGCGAGCGCCCGCUGCGGCCUGGAGAGAGCCUCUUGGUGGAGGUGGGUCGGCCGGGUCUGACGGCGGCUCCUGGUGCCGUGGCCUUCGGCAUCACGUCGUGCGACCCGGGCGCGCUGCGACCCGCCGAGCUGCCAGCCGAUCCCGACGCGCUGCUCGACCGUAAGGAGUACUGGGUGGUGGCACGCGCGGGGCCUGUGGCGAGCGGCGGCGACGCGCUCAGCUUCACGCUGCAACCCGGCGGCGACGUGCUGCUGGGCGUCAACGGGCGCCCGCGCGGCCGCCUGCUGUGCGUGGACACCACGCAGGCACUCUGGGCCUUCUUUGCCGUGCGUGGUGGCGUCGCGGGACAAUUGCGCCUGCUCGGUACCCUGCAGUCUAGUCCCACAGCCACAACGCCGUCAGGGUCCUUCAGCGGCUCCCAAGAUGACAGCGACUCGGACAUGACCUUCAGCGUCAACCAGUCCUCCUCGGCGUCAGAGUCGUCCCUGGUGACGGCCCCCAGCUCCCCGCUGAGCCCGCCCGUGUCUCCCGCUUUCCUGCCCCCGGAGCCGACGGGCAGCAAGAACGGCGAGUGCACCGUGUGCUUCGACAGCGAGGUGGACACGGUCAUCUAUACGUGCGGACACAUGUGCCUGUGCCACAACUGUGGCCUGCGGCUCAAGAGGCAGGCCCGGGCCUGCUGCCCCAUCUGCCGGCGGCCCAUCAAGGAUGUCAUAAAGAUCUACAGGCCAUAACCGGGCCGCUUCCGGGGCCUUGGCCGGAGCAAGGCAAGGGGAGCCCCUGAGCGGAGCAACCUGCUACAGCCGCCAGAGAGGCCCCGGGUGACGGCUACUAUGUCAUCUGCUAACCUCCAGUGGCAUCUAGUUUGUGGAAAUGAGGCCUUGAGUCCAGGCCCGGGGUUGCUUCCGGCUCCAAAGUGCUUUGCCCCCAAAAGGCUAUCCCAAGAGCAAGCUCAGGAAAUGCCUGGCAGACUGCCCUGUCCCGUGGCGCCCUUGUAGCUGGGAAGCUGGCGUCCUCUUGUGUGUGUGUGCGUGCAAGGAAGGCUUGUCUACGGGGCUGGGCCGAGCAUAGGAGAGGGAGAAGGGUCACCGAGCGAGAAGGCGCAGGUAUUUUAUGCAGGGACCCUGACUCGGGGAGGCCGACACAUAGGGAUGUGCAAUCCAGAGCCCAGAUGUGAG
Messenger RNA from Ochotona princeps (American pika), 2361 nucleotides. It is a transcript of the gene NEURL1B, whose product is annotated as neuralized E3 ubiquitin protein ligase 1B. The coding region runs from base 205 to 1917 and encodes 570 amino acids. Gene Ontology annotation, cellular component: early endosome. Gene Ontology annotation, molecular function: ubiquitin protein ligase activity. Gene Ontology annotation, biological process: ubiquitin-dependent endocytosis. NCBI's taxonomy places the organism in Eukaryota, Metazoa, Chordata, Mammalia, Lagomorpha, Ochotonidae. The transcript has 5 exons. The record is from RefSeq and is a predicted model, not a curated record.